AUGGCUUCUUCCUCAUCUUUUGGUGCUUCUCAACCAAAGCGUGAUGUUUUUCUCAGCUUUAGAGGGGAAGAUACUCGUUGCACUUUUACAUGCCAUCUCUAUACUGCCUUGUGUCGACGUAAAAUCGCUACUUUCAUUGAUGAUGAGGAAAUUGAGAGAGGGGAUGAACUAUCACCAACACUUUUUUCAGCAAUAGAAAGCUCAAAGAUUUCCAUAACAAUUUUCUCAGAGAAUUAUGCUUAUUCUACAUGGUGUUUGGAUGAACUCGAGAGAAUCAUUGAAUGCAAGGAGAAAAAAGGACUUGUUGUAAUACCUGUUUUUUAUCGCAUCGAUCCAUCAGAUGUAAGACACCAGAGGGGAACUUAUGAAGUUGCAUUUACAAAACAUGAGAAAGAUUUUAGUAACAAUCUAAUCAAGGUACAGAAGUGGAGAACUGCCCUGCGUGAAGCAGCCAACUCAGCAGGAUGGGAUUCCUCAAAUAUUAGGUUGGAGUCUGAACUGGUUGAAAUGGUUGUUGGAGAUGUAUUACAAAAAUUGAAUCGUAUGAGCUCACAUGUUCCAAAUGGGCUCGUUGGAGUUACUGCACAUGUUGCACAUGUGGAAUUAUUGUUAUGCAAAGGGUCCUCUGGCGUACGAAUUAUUGGAAUUUGGGGCAUGGGUGGUAUAGGUAAGACAACCGUUGCAGAAGCUCUAUAUGCAAAACUCUCUUCUCAAUAUGAGGGAUGCUACUUUGUUGCCGACGUGAGAGAAGAAUGGAAAAAUCAUAGAGAAAAUGAUUUACGGAGUAAACUUCUGAGGGGGGUGUUAGGGGACCCAAAUUUGUGUAUUACCACUCCUAGUAUGACGUCCACUUUCGUUAUAGAAAGGCUCCAACGUAAAAAGCUCCUCAUCAUUCUUGAUGACGUGAGUGAUUCAAAACAAAUAAAAUAUCUUGUUGGAGAGAAAGAUUGGUUUGGACCUGGUAGUAGAAUCAUAGUGACGACUAGAAACAAAGAUGUGUUUAACCGAGGAGUUGAUGGAGUAUACCACAUGAUGGAGUUGAAUUUUCAUGAAGCGUUAAAGCUUUUUAGCCUGAAUGCCUUUCAACAAGACCAUCCAACGUUGGAAUAUACACACUUGUCAGAACGGGUUGUAAAUUAUGCUAAGGGCAUUCCGUUAGCUCUAAAAGUUCUGGGUUCAUCACUUCAUUCCAAACAACCAAGAGAAUGGGAAAAUGUGUUGGAUAAACUCAAGAAAAUCCCCCUAGCAGAAAUUUAUGAUGUGCUACGAUUGAGUUAUGAAGGGUUAGACCCCGAAGAGCAGAAUAUAUUUUUAGAUAUUGCAUGUUGUUUCAAAGGAGAGACAAGAGGCCAUAUAACAAGUCUAUUAGAUGGCUGUGGCUUUUCUACAGAUGUUGGGAUUAGAUGCCUUCAAGAUAAAUCUCUUAUAAAUGUUUCUAAGGACAACAAGGUACUGAUGCAUGAUUUGAUACAAGAAAUGGGUUGGCAAAUCGUCCGUGAAAAAUUUAUGAAUGAGCCUGGAAAACGAAGUCGAUUGUGGGAUCCUAAAGAAAUUUUUGAUGUCCUCAAUUAUAACAUGGGUACUGACUCUAUUGAAAGCAUAGUGUUGGACAUGUCUCAAAUCAAAGAUGUGACAAUAAACCCUAAAACUUUUCUCGGAAUGUACAAGCUAAGGCUUCUGAAGUUUUAUAUGCCCCCUUGGGAUAAGAGAAGCAAAGUGUAUAUUUCCAGAGGUCUUGAAUGUAUGCCUGAUAAAAUAACUUAUCUCCGAUGGGACUAUUUUCCAUUGAAAUCCUUGCCACCAUCGUUUUGUGCAGAGAAGCUUGUUGAACUUGAUCUAAGACAUAGCCUCAUUGAAAAACUUUGGGACGGAAAGCAGGAUCUUUCGAAUUUGAAGUCAUUAUACCUUAGUGAUUGCAAGCAUCUGAUUGAGCUCCCAGAUUUAUCUCUGUCUUCAAAACUUGAAGAAGUACAUCUCGAUGGUUGUUCAAGUUUGAUGAAAGUUCCUUCAUCCAUUUUGUCACUUGAUAGUCUGUUUCAACUAAAUCUGAGAGGCUGUAAACAACUUCGCUACAUUCAAAGUGAGAAGCAAUCUAGAUCUCUUCAAUGGCUUAAUCUCAGUGGGUGCUCGAGACUUGAAAAAUUUUCAGUGUCUUCAGAGAAAUUGAAAUACCUGAUCUUAAAUGCAACAGCAAUUAAAAAUUUACCUCCAACAUUUGACACGUCAUUGUCAAUCACAAAACUCUUCCUGGAUAAUUGUUCAAAGUUAUCAAAACUCCCUGGCAACCUUGGCCUCUUAUCAACAUUAAAUAAACUUUCAUUGAGAGGAAGCAACAUUGAGAACUUGCCUGAUAGCAUAAAAAAUCUUUCUCAGUUGAGAGCUCUCAAUGUAAGCAAUUGCAGGAGGCUUCGUUCCUUGCCAGAGCUUCCAUUCUUUUUACAGGACUUGAAUGCAAGUAAUUGUGUUUCCCUAGAAACAGUAUCAAAUUUAGGGAUCACACUGGUGCAAGAUUCUUUUGAUAGGCUGAAGAAGAGAUCGUUGCUCAGACAGAUUCAAGAAGAAGAAAAAAUGUCUAUUCGUCAUCGUAAAUAUUUGGGGAGGUUCGAGUUUUACAAUUGCAUAAAGUUGGACCAGAUUGCACGCAAGACUGUUAUGGAAGAGGCACUAAUUAGAAUUAAGCUCGCAGCCUACCUGUCAUCAAAGAUUGAAAAAAUUUGUGAUCCUUAUUUUCAAACUGAUGACCCUGAAGAUUUUAUAUAUGUUUCCCUUCCGGUUUAUAUUAUUCUACCGGGAAGUGAAGUGCCAAACUGGUUCAUACAUAAAAUAACAGACUCCUCAACUGUAAAACUUUUUGCACGGUGGUAUCAUUGUUGCAGUGACAUGGGCUUUGCUUUCUACCUUGUUCUAGGACCAAUGCACUCAAACGGGGAGAAAAAUCAUCAUAUUCGGUUUGAAGCAGGGUGUAGAUACUAUUUUGACGACAAAUAUGUUGGAACUUGCAUGAUAAAUUCUUCUUGCAAUAACGCUGAAUCGGAUCAGGUAUGGCUUUGGUAUGACAAAUUAAAAGUUGUAGAGGGAACAAGCGAUGAAAAUCCUCAGCAGGUCUCCUUUGAAUUUUUUGUUCUGCCUCAAAGUUCAGGACUUGUCGUGAAACAGUGUGGAGUUCGACCAUUGUAUGCUGCAGAUGUCAUCAUGCGAAGCUCAAAUGAACAAGAAGGUAACAGAGAAGAUAAGAGACCUUACAUUGAGUCUGAAACCUCUGGAAUUGAAAGUAAGUAUCAGUUUUCACGGCAGUAUGAUCUUCCUCUAUCAGGAUCAGAGAGACAGAGAAUUCCUGGGUAUCGCAGUGGACAAAGUGGGAUAUCCUUUUCAUCAGUUUAUCCUGCCAAUGUUUCUCAACUUAUAAUGAAACACGACCGUUUUCGUUAUGGAGAUGUAGUCUGUGUUGGUUUUAACAUUUAUGAUGACCACCACCAUCGUGCUGCUCUACGGUGUUUAGCACAAAUGCUUCUGGAUGACUAUUGUUAUUUAGGUAAACUCACAGACAAUAUCAACAUCUUAUCAUCGAUUGUAUGUUUGUCAAUAUAUCGUUGCAAUGUUGAGAGCUUGCCUGCAAGCAUCGAGCAUCUUUCAUGGCUGAAACAUAUUUCACUACGUGAGUGCAAGAGGCUUAGGUCUCUACCAAAGCUUCCAUUAUCACUUCAAUUUUUGGUUGCCGAUAAUUGCCCAUCUCUGGAGACAGUUGAGUUUGCUCAGGCGAAAAAGCUGACUUUUUUUGGAAAUUCAUACGAAGUGAAGAAAAUUUCUGGAAAUUUGAUAUAUGAAAAAGUAUCAAAGAUUGAACUUAUUGACCCAGAAACAAGAGUUACCAAUUGGACACUGUUAACGUCAUCAUAUGAUUCCAUAUUUGUUGGAUUCAAUGUUGCUUCACAUAUUGAGCUAUGGAAUGUAAAUUGGUUAUCAUGUGAACAAUUUCGGCUUCAAGACUGGGAGACUGAAAAUGCUACUCUUUUGCAUGCUGGGCGAUUAUUACACCAAUUCAGUGCUGAUGGAUAUACCUUGAUUGAAUCACCAACAUUUGCUAUGUACGGGGUACAGGCUGAUGCAGUGCUUCUAGCUUUACAGGCUAGAUUGAAGAGUGUUAUAACAUUGAAGGGAAAAGUAGAUGAGAAAGAAGAAGAAGCAAAAGCAAAGUCCAUGUGGGAUUGUGGAAGCCCAUUAUAUGACUCGUAUGAAUUGGUGUCCCUUGAUCAUCUUAUUGAUAGGCAUCUAAUGACACUCCCAUCUCUGCAUGGAUCAUAUGCUCUCUGUGAUAGCACAGAAAGUUGUGUCGACAAGCUCAAAAGUUGUGGGGCCGAAGUUUUGACUUUUGCAGCAAUGUUUUGA
Messenger RNA from Gastrolobium bilobum, 4386 nucleotides. RefSeq names its product disease resistance-like protein DSC1. The record is from RefSeq and is a predicted model, not a curated record. NCBI's taxonomy places the organism in Eukaryota, Viridiplantae, Streptophyta, Magnoliopsida, Fabales, Fabaceae. Gene Ontology annotation, molecular function: ADP binding. Gene Ontology annotation, biological process: defense response; signal transduction. The transcript is spliced from 6 exons. The coding region runs from base 1 to 4386 and encodes 1461 amino acids.